AUGUGUGUACGCCUGCUUUGUGUCUACUGGCAGGCAAUCCAACGGGAGUUUUCUAAGGUGCCGGCUCCCUCCUUUUUAGUUUAUUAUCGCUUCCGACUCACCUCGAAGCCGCAGCCGCCUCUCUGUUCAGGUGAAGGUACACUGCAAAAGGAUGCCGCUUUUUCUUCGCAGCCACGUGCAGAGAGAGAGUUCGUUGCCAGCGGCGACACCCCAGCAGGUCCAGCUGAGCAGCAGCAACAGCCGCAGCAGAAGCCGCAGCAAAAGCAGCAAGAGCAGGAGCCAGGAGAGGAGAAGUUUUUGGCUCUUGUGCGUUUCGCCGUUAUCGCGAGCAAAGGCCACCAAGAAUGGAUCGCAGCAGAUAACGAAGAGUGGGGUCCUUUCUUUCGUGGGGAGUUGGGGCGGCUGGAAGAGUGGCUGCAGAGGCAGCAAAUAAAUCAUCCCGACUUCAAUACCUUCCGCCUUGGGGCCAGCAAACGGUAG
Molecule: messenger RNA, 480 nt
Organism: Eimeria maxima
Lineage: Eukaryota; Apicomplexa; Conoidasida; Eucoccidiorida; Eimeriidae
Exons: 3
Coding region: 1-480 (159 amino acids)
Source: RefSeq, a predicted model, not a curated record